Molecule: messenger RNA, 3498 nt
Organism: Teleopsis dalmanni
Lineage: Eukaryota; Metazoa; Arthropoda; Insecta; Diptera; Diopsidae
Gene: Su(dx)
Product: E3 ubiquitin-protein ligase Su(dx)
Exons: 8
Coding region: 447-3410 (987 amino acids)
Biological process (GO): ubiquitin-dependent protein catabolic process
Molecular function (GO): protein binding; ubiquitin protein ligase activity
Source: RefSeq, a predicted model, not a curated record
UGCUGACAGAACAAAUACGCAACGAAGAGGCCUAUCAUGUAAAAGAGAACUGGCAAAAGCAAAGAAUUUCUUGUACUGUUCGCUUCGUUAACGGAGAAUUUCGUGGAAAAUGUGAAGAAAAGAAAAAUAUUUUGCACCGAGAAAAAUUAAAAGUGAAAUAAUAUUAAUAACCGUGUAAUAUCAACGUAAUAAAGUGGUGAUACUAAUCAAUAUAUGAAAAGAGGAAAUUAGCUUGAGAAAAAAGUAAAAUCAAUAUUUUUCGCAAUUUGCUUUAAAGUGCUAAGCGAAAUAAACGUAAAUUAAUAGACAAAUAUCAAGCGCGUCCCACCUUAGGGCACGCUUCUAUAGACGCCACCACCACGCGUCGCCCACGUUCCAGAUCACACAUAACUUUAUCAACACUUACAUUAUUAAAAUUACUGCAAUAAGGAACAAACAGACGACGAAUGGCUGAUGGAAAUGCGUUAGCGGCAGCUUCCGGUGGACUUGCCGCUGCUGAUUACAACACAACAACAAACAGCGGUGCAGCGGUUCAUAAUACAGUUACUGGCAGUGGCGGUGCUGUUAGUCAUGGCUCGAGCAUAUCAAGUUCGAGUCCAAAUCAGAAUUAUCAUCAAUUGAGUGUGACAAUUGAGGAAGCGUCAAUGCGGAAUAAUGGCUUCUUGAAACCAAAUCCAUAUGUCGAACUACUAAUCGAUAAUAAGAGCAAACGUAAAACAGAGGUGGUCAAAAAUAGCUACUUGCCAAAAUGGAACGAGGAAUUCACCGUACUGAUAACACCAUACUCCACAUUACAUUUCCGAGUAUUGGAUCAUUCCAGUUUUCGUAAAGAUGCUAUGUUAGGUGAACGAUCCAUAAAUCUUUCACAUGUUCUGCAACAUUACAAUGGACGCUGUGAAUUUCUUGAACUCAGUAUGGAUCUACUGUUAACAUCAAAAUCUGAUAAUAGACAAACUAAAAGUGGUGAACUGGUGGCAAUAUUAAAUGGACUUAAAUUAGAUAUGUCCAAUAUUGCAGUACAAAAUGGCAAUGGCUCAACAGUUUCUAGUAACACAUCAUUAGCAUCAAAUCCGACUAGUGAUAAUGUGAGUACCUCAUCAGAUGCAAGUCGAAGUUGUAUGAUUUAUGGUGGGGUACGUGCUCGUAUGAGAUUGCGUAGCACAAGUAGUCAAAAUGAAAGUACAGAAGCUAUUAAUUCUGGCCAUUUAGGUGGAUCUGCAUCCAGUCGUUCACCUAUUAUAAAUGGUAAUGCAGAACGGAAUACCACGAUGGCUGCAGCCUCACCAACAGGUGCUAUUCGUCGUGCCACUGUGGGUGGUGUACCAGUUUGGGAGCAGCAAGCAGUUCCAGUACAACAGCAACAACAACACGCACAGCAACAUCCUUAUCCGCAGCAAUCACAACCCCAGCCAUAUCCACAACAACCACAACAACAAUCAUUACACGUACAGCAAAUAGUGGGUGCUAAUUGCAAUACGUCUAGACCAGCGACUCAAGUUUAUGGCAAUGGCACACAAAUUCCUAUGCAACAACCUAUGUUAGAUGGUAAUAUGAUAACUGUUGUGGGCGAGCAAGGUAUAGGAAGUAAUGCACUACCAGUGUCUAAUGUCGGAGAUCCACAGUUACAAGCCGCGCAAGUAGAUGAUGAACCUUUACCUGCCGGUUGGGAAAUACGCUUUGAUCAGUAUGGUCGUCGUUACUAUGUCGAUCAUAAUACUCGUUCAACGUAUUGGGAGAAACCAACUCCCUUGCCACAUGGUUGGGAAAUACGAAAAGAUCCACGUGGUCGUGUAUAUUACGUUGAUCACAAUACACGUACCACCACUUGGCAGCGUCCAAACAGUGAACGUUUGAUGCAUUUUCAACAUUGGCAAGGUCAACGUGCGCAUGUUGUCGCACAAGGUAAUCAACGUUUUCUAUAUUCACAACAACAACAACAGCCAACAGCUGUAACUGCUACUGUAACACAAGAUGAUGAAGAUCAAUUGGGCCCAUUACCUGAUGGUUGGGAAAAGAAAGUGCAAUCCGAUAAUCGCGUUUACUUUGUUAAUCACAAAAAUCGUACUACACAGUGGGAAGAUCCCAGAACACAAGGUCAAGAGGUUAGUUUAAUAAACGAAGGACCAUUACCUCCAGGUUGGGAAAUUCGCUAUACAUCGACGGGUGAAAGAUUUUUCGUGGAUCACAACACACGCCGCACUACCUUUGAAGAUCCACGACCAGGUGCACCUAAAGGUGCUAAGGGUGUAUAUGGUGUACCACGCGCUUAUGAACGUUCCUUCCGUUGGAAACUUUCACAGUUUCGUUAUUUGUGCCAGAGUAAUGCGUUGCCGUCACAUAUUAAAAUAACAGUUACUCGUCAAACACUUUUUGAGGAUUCAUACCACCAAAUUAUGCGUUUGCCUGCCUAUGAGCUGCGUCGACGUUUGUACAUAAUCUUUCGUGGUGAAGAGGGUCUCGAUUACGGUGGUGUUUCGCGUGAAUGGUUCUUUUUACUAUCGCACGAGGUGCUGAACCCAAUGUAUUGUCUCUUCGAGUAUGCAAACAAAAAUAAUUAUAGUCUUCAAAUUAAUCCCGCCUCGUAUGUUAACCCUGAUCAUUUACAAUAUUUCAAAUUUAUUGGUCGUUUUAUUGCGAUGGCCUUAUAUCAUGGACGUUUCAUAUAUUCUGGCUUUACAAUGCCAUUUUAUAAGCGCAUGCUUAACAAAAAGUUGACUAUCAAAGAUAUUGAAACCAUUGAUCCUGAAUUUUAUAAUUCACUUAUUUGGGUACGUGACAAUAACAUUGAUGAAUGUGGACUGGAAUUAUGGUUUAGUGUAGAUUUUGAAGUGUUAGGACAGAUCAUACAUCAUGAACUAAAAGAGAAUGGUGAAAAAGAGCGAGUAACUGAGGAAAACAAAGAAGAAUAUAUAAGCCUCAUGACUGAAUGGCGUAUGACGAGAGGAAUUGAGCAGCAAACGAAAACAUUCCUCGAGGGUUUUAAUGAAGUUGUUCCGCUCGAAUGGUUGAAAUACUUUGAUGAGCGCGAAUUAGAAUUAAUAUUAUGUGGCAUGCAGGAUGUUGAUGUCGACGAUUGGCAACGCAACACUAUUUAUAGACACUAUAAUCGUAAUUCUAAACAAGUUGUUUGGUUCUGGCAGUUUGUACGUGAUACAGAUAACGAAAAACGUGCAAGACUAUUACAGUUUGUUACUGGCACAUGUCGUGUCCCUGUUGGUGGUUUUGCUGAGUUGAUGGGCUCAAAUGGACCGCAACGAUUUUGCAUCGAGAAAGUUGGCAAAGAAACGUGGUUGCCACGUUCACACACCUGCUUUAAUCGUUUGGAUCUGCCCCCAUACAAAAGUUACGAUCAGCUUGUAGAAAAACUUACGUUUGCCAUCGAAGAGACUGAGGGUUUCUGCCAGGAAUAAAGUUGGCCGACUCUAUUUGCUUGGAUGUGAUAGACUUUCGGUUAAUAUAUAUUUAUAUAAAAAACUACGAAAGUUGGUUUCUUUGCGC